This is a messenger RNA of Prunus armeniaca (apricot), 1038 nucleotides long. Lineage: Eukaryota; Viridiplantae; Streptophyta; Magnoliopsida; Rosales; Rosaceae. The record is from the annotation of a GenBank genome assembly.
AUGGCAGCUAUCAGGUUUCAAAUCUAUAUCUUGGCUUUCUGUGCAGCCCUGGUUAUUCAAAGCAGCUGCUGCAAUGGCCAUUCUGGGCUUCAGAAAAAACGUGCAGCCCUGUUCGUCUUUGGUGAUUCACUAUAUGAUGCCGGAAAUAAUAACUACAUAAACACUACCACUGAUUUCCAGGCAAGUUGGUUUCCAUAUGGCGAAACAUUCUUCAGGUACCCAACUGGUAGAUUUUCUGAUGGGCGUACAAUCCCAGAUUUCAUUGCUGAGUAUGCUAAGUUGCCAUUUAUACCAGUAUAUUUACAACCAGGGCUCAACGACUAUACUUAUGGGGUGAACUUUGCUUCUGGUGGAGCUGGUGCUCUAGUUGAAACCUAUCAAGGAUCUAAGGUGGAGAAGCAGUUGAGACAGAAACUAGGUGAUGCAGAAGCCUACACAUUGGUAUCCGAAGCUGUCUACAUAAUCAACAUUGGAAACAAUGAUUAUGUUUCCCCAUUAGCAACCAAUACCAGCCAUGAAGAAUAUGUUGGCUGGGUUAUUGGCAACGUGACAAGUUGGAUCGAAGAUAUAUACCAGAAAGGAGGAAGGAAAUUUGCACUUUCAAGCUUGGCACCUUUCGCUUCUAUGCCACUCAUGAGAACAACUCAACCAGCAGGAUCCACCACAGGCCCUUCGAGGAAAGAAGUUGCAGCACUUGUGAAACUACACAAUAGAGUACUUGCCAAAGUCCUCCUAAAGUUGAAAAAAGAGCUCCAAGGAUUCAAAUACUCAAAGCUUAAUCUCUACACUUACCUAAAGGAAAGAAUUAAUCAUCCAUUAAAAUAUGGUUUCAAGGAAGGAAAGAUGGCGUGCUGUGGCUCUGGUGCAUACAGAGGAAUUUAUUCCUGUGGAGGGAAGAGAAGUGUGACUGAGUAUCUGUUAUGUGACAAUGCUACUGAGUUCGUCUUCUUUGACUGUGCCCAUCCAACUGAAAGGGUCAACAAGCAAUUGUCCAAGUUAUGGUGGAGCAAUAACUUGAAGGAGCUAUUUGAAGUUUAG